Molecule: messenger RNA, 1878 nt
Organism: Cladocopium goreaui
Lineage: Eukaryota; Dinophyceae; Suessiales; Symbiodiniaceae
Source: the annotation of a GenBank genome assembly
AUGGGAUCAUCGGAGUCCCGUUUGGAGUACAUGGUUGGGGCCAGCACUUGUGUUCGCCCAUCCCAUGACAUCUACUGUAAUGUUGUGGGAAGACCAUUGAUCGGAUGUGAGCUACUUCGCCUUCAGGGGUCAUUUCCCGAUGACUAUUCUUGUCCCGAUGCAUUAGCAGACUUGCCAGAAGGUUUGAAAAGGGAUUUGGCUAGCAACGCCUUCCCGACAACUGUGCUCCAGGCAAAUCUGAUCGCGACCAUGAUUGCCCAUCAGGAUGCCUGGCAUCAGGCAGCUUCCCGUGAGGACUUUGCAUCACCAAAACGGGGAUCGAGGUUGAACAGGAAAAGACCAAGACAGCGACAGCCACCUCCAGAAGAUGGUGAUGGGGAACCUCUGUGCUCGAAGGCGAAGAAGAACAACAGGAAGCGACCUUCGGAUGAUGAGACGAAUCAUGAUGAUGGCCCUAGUGUCAAGUCUGCCAGAAAGGAUUGGAUGAAGGGCGAUUGCCUGUCCAUUGCAAAGAAGCUGGCCUUGCUUAAAGAGUUUGAGGAGUGCAGGAACAGCGGCGUGCGGAACCCAAACAAGGAAAUGCUCCUGAGAAAGCGCCCGGGGUAUUUUAGUGGUUGCUGUAGCGAUAGCAAGUGGGGUGGUGCCCGAAAACGUUUCAAGUGGGACCUUUUUGCUGAGAUGAUGCCGAACCAGGCAGACAAGUGCGAUGAGGUACCUAGUUGGCUGAAGUCCCGGCUUGGCUGCACAGAUGUCAAGUUCAAAGGCCCAAGGCAGCAGGUCAUACCGGAUGAACUGCUACAGAUUGCCGAUGCCAUCUUGUUGGAGGAGUGCAAAAGGGGUCUUGAAAUGGACUCAAAGAGUGUGCAUGGGAUUCUGACUGGGCUUCUGGACAUUUACAACGAGGAGGCAACGGAGUUCAAUCAAGACUCGGAGAAAAGGCACUUGGAACGGGUGGCUGAGUUGAAAGAGGAGGGCCGGCUUUCCACACAAGAGUUGGAGGCGAUUGCCAACGCCCCUGCGUCUCAGAUCCCGCUGAUUUCCAAGGAUGACUGGUGCAACAAAAAGAUGGACUAUAUUGUUUCGCAAUUCUGCUUGUUUGAGCCGAAGCGUAAAGUACUCUGGAAGAAUGGAGACCCCGGAACUUUGCCCUGCUUUUCGGGCAAGGGCUUUGCGCGGCGAAAGAAGAUUUCAAACGCUUUGGCUCAGCAUUUUGGGGAAGCGAGUGAGUUUCAAGGGCCCCUGGGCAAAGAAGUGUUUCAGGAGAUGAGGACAAAAUGGGCCCGUGAGAACAAUGUCAUUCUCUUGGGAGGUGAGAAGGAGGAGCUAGCCAAUUGGCGGCAUGGUGGUGACAAAGGGGCUCUUGAACAACACAUGGCAGUGGCCAGGGGAGGCUUCAAGGAGCUUUUACAAAUGACGGAAGCACCGGAAGUGGACCACUCGGUUUUGAUAUCACAAUGGUUGGCAACAAGGGAGGCUUGGGACAAGCGGAUUGCGGCCCGAGCUUUGGAUGGAAAACUGUUGGCCCCGUCGUCAAAGAAGCGGUAUGAAUCCUUCUGUGCUGAUCCCAACCGUACGAUGGUAGUGGACUUGGAGCAGCAGCGGGUGCUGCCGCCAUCCAGGGUGAAUUCCAAGACAGUGGGCGGGCGGUUCGUCAUCUUGACGGUUUCUAUGGCUCUCAAGGCAGAGGAGCUGACGAUUCGUUUCGGGAAAGGGCCGAAACACAAACUCAUUGUGAGAGAGUUUGAGUCUGAAGGCUGUGAUGAGGAAGAUCCGCACUUGGAUGGUGCUGUUGGCACUGCUGGGCCAGGGGAGUUCGAAGACUUGGAGGGGUGCAUGGAGGGCGACCCUGGGGAAGUGAUGGAUGAAUCGGAUGAAGAG